This is a messenger RNA of Poecilia latipinna (sailfin molly), 1038 nucleotides long. It is a transcript of the gene vps29, whose product is annotated as VPS29 retromer complex component. Lineage: Eukaryota; Metazoa; Chordata; Actinopteri; Cyprinodontiformes; Poeciliidae. The transcript has 4 exons. Bases 106 to 654 code for a protein of 182 amino acids. Gene Ontology annotation, cellular component: retromer complex. Gene Ontology annotation, biological process: retrograde transport, endosome to Golgi. The record is from RefSeq and is a predicted model, not a curated record.
CGACAUAUCGCCUUCCGGGACGCUCCUGUUUCGUCUACCCUAUUAGCUUCCGUUACGUUCGUAGGCGCUUCCUAACUGGACUAGCAGCAAACAGCAACAGACAAGAUGUUGGUUUUGGUGUUAGGUGACCUGCACAUUCCCCACCGGUGCAACACGUUGCCAGCCAAAUUCAAGAAGCUGCUGGUCCCGGGGAAGAUCCAGCAUAUUCUCUGCACAGGCAAUUUGUGCACCAAGGAGAGCUAUGACUACCUGAAAACUCUCGCUGGGGACGUCCACAUUGUGCGGGGAGACUUUGACGAGAACCUGAACUACCCCGAGCAGAAGGUGGUGACAGUGGGCCAGUUCAAGAUCGGCCUCAUCCACGGCCACCAGGUCAUCCCCUGGGGCGACAUGGCCAGCCUGGCGCUGCUCCAGAGACAGCUGGAUGUCGACAUCCUCAUCUCGGGACACACACACAAGUUCGAGGCUUUCGAGAACGAAAACAAGUUUUACAUCAACCCCGGCUCUGCUACCGGGGCCUACAACGCACUGGAAAGAAACAUUAUCCCCUCCUUUGUACUAAUGGACAUCCAAGCGUCUACUGUGGUGACGUAUGUUUAUCAGCUGAUUGGAGAUGACGUUAAGGUGGAGAGAAUUGAGUAUAAGAAGUCCUAAAGGACGUAUGGGGAGAAGGAGGAAAGGCAGAAGAGUUAGGUGAAUGAGGCUCAGCGUCAUGUUUCAUUCCUGUCCACCAGGGGGCAGCAGCUCCCUCAGUUCACCGAAGUGUUAAUGCUGUAGCAAAACUGUUCAUGAACUUAACUCUAAAAUGCUUGUGUAUUAUAUUGUUUAUAAGUCAUCCGCAUUAACUUGUAAGCGAGCUGUUAUUAGAGGAUACAAUGUUUUGCUAUGAAAAAUGAAUUUGGUGACUUUUGUGAUUUUUAUUUUCACCCUAUUAAACCCUGUCCAUGUGACCAACACAGCUUUAGCUUUCUGUGAUCUGCCUUAUUCAUUCACUUCCACAAUAAAGAUGGGAUUUCCCUCCAUGUGUUUCCCAAGUAA